AUGAAAAGAGUGAAAAGUCAGCAAAGGACCUUUGGUCCUCAUAAUAACCUUAAGUACCAGUAUUCAGAAUGUACGGGGAACAAAAAAGCUUUGUGCAUAGGUAUAAAUUACGUAGGUACUUCGAAUGAACUUGGAGGUUGUCAAAAUGAUGCAGAUAGGAUAAGGGAGUUCUUGAUUAAACGUUGUGGUUACAAAUCUGAAAAUAUUAUGCUGCUUAAAGAUUCAAAAGAUCUUGACGAAAGUAGGCAACCGACCAAGAAAAACAUGUUUAAAGCAAUGCGUUGGCUCGUGAAAGGUGCAAAACUGAAUGAUGCUUUAUUUUUUCAUUACAGUGGUCAUGGUGGGCGUACAAAAGAUCUCAGUGGAUAUGAUGAGACCGUAUUUCCUGUAGAUUUUCAGAAGCUGACAUAUGUCCAUACUGGUCAUAUUCUUGAUGAUACAUUGCAUGAUGAGCUGGUAAGGCCACUUCCGGCUGGAUGUCGCUUGACCGCCAUAUUUGACUCAUGUCAUAGUGGCACAGCUCUUGACCUCCCAUUUAUAUACGAUAGUAAUGGUGACAUAAAAGAACCUGAUGUUUUAAAAGAAGCUAGUGGUGAACUUUUUUCUCAUAGGUUACCUAAUGGAAUGAUAGCACCACUGCAUGAUGCAUACUACUUUUCCAAAAGACUAGUAACAGGAAAAGCUCAAGAUAGAAAGCAGAAAAAAAUUAAUUUCAGUCCUGCGGAUGUUAUUAUGUUCUCUGCUUCAAAGGACACUCAAACCGCUGCAGAUGCUGUUUCAAUAGAUCAGAAUAGAGAUAAAGAUUUCUCUUUCAUUGAACUUUUAAACGCUAUACGUUCUAAAAUGGAAGGAAAGUACACUCAACGACCUCAACUGAGUAGUAGUCACGAAAUAGAUAUGGAUUUAGAUUUUGUUUGUUAA
Molecule: messenger RNA, 921 nt
Organism: Wallemia mellicola CBS 633.66
Lineage: Eukaryota; Fungi; Basidiomycota; Wallemiomycetes; Wallemiales; Wallemiaceae
Exons: 10
Coding region: 1-921 (306 amino acids)
Biological process (GO): proteolysis
Molecular function (GO): cysteine-type endopeptidase activity
Source: RefSeq, a predicted model, not a curated record